Molecule: messenger RNA, 1841 nt
Organism: Setaria italica (foxtail millet)
Lineage: Eukaryota; Viridiplantae; Streptophyta; Magnoliopsida; Poales; Poaceae
Product: beta-glucosidase 20
Exons: 13
Coding region: 87-1628 (513 amino acids)
Biological process (GO): carbohydrate metabolic process
Molecular function (GO): beta-glucosidase activity
Source: RefSeq, a predicted model, not a curated record
CCACGUACAACUAGCAGGAGGUUUGUCAUCCCUCAUCCGAGCAGCAGCAUCCUACACCACAUGCAUUCGUGCGGGAGAACAGAGCAAUGGGGAGGCGCUUGCUGAUUUUCUUGCCACGGCUGCUGCUGCUGCUGCUUUCAUCACACGCUGCGACGGCGUUCCGGUUCACAGUGGAUGACUUCCCUGAUGGAUUUACCUUUGGAUCCGGGACCGCAGCUUUUCAGUACGAGGGUGCAAUAGCUGAGGAUGGGAAGAGCCCAAGCAUUUGGAACACCUGGGCUCACUCAGCGAGGAAUCCAAAUGAGCGCAGUGGCGAUAUUGCUUGUGAUGGCUAUCACAAGUAUAAGGAAGAUGUAAAGCUAAUUAAAGACAUAGGCCUGAAGGCUUACAGGUUCAGCAUAUCUUGGUCAAGACUUAUUCCUAAUGGGAGAGGAGCGAUUAACCCAAAAGGGCUGCAGUUCUACAACGAUUUGAUAAAUGAAUUAGUUAAAGAGGGUAUUCAGGUACAUGCUGUCAUUUACCACCUAGACCUCCCACAAAUCCUCGAAGACGAGUAUGGCGGAUGGCUGAGCCCCAGAAUUGUAGAUGACUUCACAGCAUACUCUGAUGUGUGUUUUCGCGAGUUUGGCGAUAGGGUUGCGCACUGGACAACUAUCCUGGAACCAAACAUCAUUGCUCAAGGUUCCUAUGACAUGGGAGCUGUGCCCCCUGGACGUUGUUCGAAUCCAUUUGGCGUUGGUCGUAAUUGUACGGUUGGCAACUCUUCUGUGGAACCUUACUUAUUUCUACACCACAGUCUGCUGGCUCACUCGUCUGCUGUCAGGCUUUACCGGGAGAAGUACCAGGCUGUUCAGAAGGGCGUAGUGGGCAUAAACCUGUAUUCCUUGUGGAUUUACACAUUGACAGAUUCAGCUGAAGAUAUCCAGGCAACGGAAAGAGCCAACGACUACUUGUUUGGUAGCAUCUUGCACCCUUUCUUGUUUGGAGACUACCCGGAGAGCAUGAAGAAGGCUGCUGGCACCCGCCUUCCAUCGUUCACCAGUUAUGAAUCCGAGCUUGUUACUGGAGCAUUUGACUUCAUCGGACUGAAUCACUACAGCUCCAUAUACGCGAGCAACAAUCCUGAUGCGUCAAAGAUGCCCGUGCGAGACCAAGCAGCUGACGUUGGAGCUUUGUUCAGAGCAACCAGGGACGGGGAAACUUCCACGCUGAUUCCUUCAGGCAGAGUGGUUGAUCCUCAAGGACUAGAGCAUGCACUCAGAUAUAUCCGUGAAAAGUACGGAAACAUCUCAAUUUACAUCCAGGAAAACGGCCGUGGACAACUUAGCGACGACCUGAUGGAUGUAGAACGGGUUGACUUCCUGAAGAAGUAUAUUGCAAGCACGCUGAAAGCCAUCAGGGAUGGAGCCAAUGUCAAAGGAUACUCUGUGUGGGCACUGAUGGAUCUGUACGAGAUUUUCGGGGGUUACAAGGCGUAUUUUGGCCUCAUCCGCGUCGAUUUCUGGGACAAGAGGCGUCAGAGGCAGCCAAGGCUUUCUGCGUACUGGUACUCAGACUUCUUGAAGAAGAAUGCUUCAAUUCAGGUGGAGAGUGGUGCAGCAACUACAACUUAUCAUGCACAAAUUUAAGCGCUCCAUCCGAAGAAUGCCAUUUAUACGUGAGAGCUACACUCUAAAAAGAAAUAAUCGAAAGGGUACAAUUUUACUGAAAAAUUCAGCUUGGUGUUUGGUACGUGGAGCAUGUUGUAAGGUUUGUAAAUUCUGUAACAGUCUCCUUUUGAAGGAGCCUUCACACGAAUGUCAUGACGAUGACACGGGGGUGUUUGGAUAGCAGGUGCUAAA